UGACCUCGCAAAUCAGCUGAUCCGGCGUAGACAUCUUUUUUAGUCACGACUGCGGCGAUUGAUUCAAACCUUCUCAACCGUGAUUCUCGGGCCUCGGCGGAUCUUUGACAGCUGCAACCAUGGCGCUCAGCGAUGCUGACGUUCAGAAACAGAUCAAGCACAUGAUGGCCUUCAUCGAACAGGAGGCCAAUGAGAAGGCAGAGGAGAUCGAUGCAAAGGCAGAGGAGGAGUUCAACAUCGAGAAGGGCCGUCUGGUCCAAACCCAGAGGCUGAAGAUUAUGGAGUACUAUGAGAAGAAGGAGAAACAGAUAGAGCAACAGAAGAAAAUCCAAAUGUCAAACCUGAUGAAUCAGGCUCGACUCAAGGUACUAAAGGCACGCGAUGAUAUGAUCUCGGACAUGCUCAAUGAGGCUCGCCAGCGGCUCACUAACAUCGCCAAGGACCCGUCCAGGUAUAUGGCUCUGAUGGACGGGUUGAUCUUACAGGGGUUCUAUCAGCUGUUGGAGCCCAAAGUGACAAUUCGCUGCCGUAAGCAAGAUGUUCAGAUGGUUCAGGCCUCCAUCCAGAAGAACAUCCCCAUUUACAAAGCAGCUGUGAAGAACAAUCUGGAAGUUCGCAUUGACCAGGAGAACUUCCUGUCUCCAGACGUGUCUGGAGGUAUUGAGCUCUAUAACGCUAAUGGAAAGAUUAAAGUGUCCAACACCCUGGAGAGCAGACUGGAUCUAAUGGCUCAGCAGAUGAUGCCUGAAAUCCGGGUCGCCCUCUUCGGUGCCAACCCAAACCGGAAGUUUUUGGACUGAAAACCUCUCCUGUGUUUGCGACAAACUUUAUUAUUAUUGUUUUUUAUUUUGUCUGAUUUAAGACUCCAUUCCUCUGUCUGUAAAACCAAAUUUCUGACGCUGAAGAAGCAUUUUUGUUGUUGUUGUUGUUGUGUGGUGUACUGCUGUAAUUUUCUGUGGAUUAAGAGGCGGUUUACUUGGCUCCAGUCGGUUUGCGGCGGUACUUCAGGGAUUGGCUGGAGGUUUUUAACGCGCCGUCCCCUAACUGGAUCAGUCUUGAUGACAAACAGCCUCUGUGUCAGCGCUUCCUGCAGCACAUUAUAAGUUGCGUGGAUCAUUGUGUAGGUAAUGGGUGUCUGCUCCAACCAAUCAUAGACAAACAAACGGUAUCCUAGAGACGGCCACCGAAAACACCAGUUUCAAAUCUAUCAUUCCUGGAAAUGGAUGUAUCUGAGGUUUACAGAUUAAAAUGUGUUUUUCUUGCUUGUCUUGCUGUAAAUGUUCUACAGUGUAUAAAUAAAUAAAUAUAUACGUG
Molecule: messenger RNA, 1314 nt
Organism: Oryzias melastigma (Indian medaka)
Lineage: Eukaryota; Metazoa; Chordata; Actinopteri; Beloniformes; Adrianichthyidae
Gene: atp6v1e1b
Product: ATPase H+ transporting V1 subunit E1b
Exons: 10
Coding region: 120-800 (226 amino acids)
Biological process (GO): proton transmembrane transport
Cellular component (GO): proton-transporting two-sector ATPase complex, catalytic domain
Molecular function (GO): proton-transporting ATPase activity, rotational mechanism
Source: RefSeq, a predicted model, not a curated record